Messenger RNA from Penicillium cataractarum, 2721 nucleotides. Its product is annotated as putative GTPase activating protein (Evi5). Lineage: Eukaryota; Fungi; Ascomycota; Eurotiomycetes; Eurotiales; Aspergillaceae. The record is from RefSeq and is a predicted model, not a curated record. Bases 1 to 2721 code for a protein of 906 amino acids. The transcript has 4 exons.
AUGGAUAGCUUCGAACCCGCAUCGCCGGGCAUGCCCCAUGCCCCUAACCAUGAUUCCAUGGUGACAGUCUCCCUGUCCGAUAUCCAGUCCAAUUCAGAGCACACCCAACCGGACUGGCGUACUCUCGACAUCCCUCCGACCCCCGUCCUGGCGACCCAUGAGUCGGAAGCCAUCAAGAGCAAGACCGAGUCCUUUGGCCCCAUGGUGCUCCUCGAUGCCGCAAGAUACACCCCCACCCCCGUGGACGAGCCCCCAACCCCAACUUCAGCGGAACCAAGACAUGCGAACGCCGCGCAAACAGGAGAAGAGGCCGAUAAUGAGGUGGUGGAUUGGGAGAAUCUAGAUCGAACGGAGGAAAGAGAGCCACGCGGAGAGGGAUCGGACGAUUCAACCGCUCUACUGCUCGCUCGUCUGGAGCAAGAGAAUAAUGCGCUCGCUACUAACCCCAAAUCGGGCCUGUCCAAUGCCCCCCGCAUCCAGCGACACCAGCGACAAUCCCGUUCACAAUCUCUCGUUCAGAUUAAGAAAUUGAUCAAUGAGCCUACGCGAUCGGAGCUGCGCUACUCGCAGCUCCAACCACCUCCGAUGACCGAGCUAGAGUUCUGGGCUGCCUUGGUGGCAGAUUACCCGCAGACGGCCCAGCGACUGCCUACUCUGACUUCUAAUAAGAUCCAACAGGGUGUUCCUCCACCGCUUAGAGGAGUGGUGUGGCCUAGUCUGGCGGGCGCUCGUGAUCCAACACUGAUUGAAGAGUUCCAGCGAUUGUCUGGUGAAAGCAGCCCAUAUGACGGUCUGAUUGGCAAGGAUAUCGGUCGCAGUUUUCCUAAUGUGGAGAUGUUCCGUGAUCCCAACGGCGAGGGCCAGCAAAUGCUGGCUCGAGUGUUGAGAUGCUUCAGCUUGUAUGAUGCCAAGAUUGGCUACUGUCAGGGUCUGGGCUUUGUUGUUGGCCCGUUGUUGAUGCACAUGUCCGAUGCAGAGGCCUUCUGUGUGCUUGUUCGAUUGAUGGAGCAUUAUAACCUUCGGACCUGCUAUCUUCCGGAUCUGUCAGGCCUUCACCUUCAUGUCUACCAAUUCCAAAACCUCCUGGCACGACAUCGCCCCGAACUGUUCCAGCACCUGGAGCUGUUGAAUGUCGAGCCGGUGUAUGUUUCGCAGUGGUUCUUGUCUUUCUUUGCAGUGGCUUGUCCGUUGCCAAUGCUUCUUCGAAUUUACGAUGUCAUAUUCCUGGAGGGUGCUUGUGAAACUCUGAUGCGCGUGGCAUUGUCUCUGAUGCAGCGCAAUGAGAAACGCAUCUUGGCCUGUACUGAGUUUGAGGACGUCAUGCAGUUACUGCUGUCUCGCAGUUUGUGGGAUACAUACGCGUUCAACGCAGAUGAUCUCGUCAAUGACUUUGUUUCUCUCACCUCUCUCGUCACCAACGAAAGUCUCCAGGCCCUUGAAGUCAGCUACAACCAGUCCCAGGGCGUACCUACUGGAAUCUCAUUCCCACAGAUGCAAGCUGCAGCAUCUCGGUUCCUCGGUCGACUUUGGGCAGGCUCCAAUUCUCACAACUCUGUCAAGUCCCUCAACCCAAACGCCAGCCCUUCGCGUCCACACAGCACUAUUCGUCGCUCUACCUCCAAACAGAGCUUGACCUCCACACUGAACUCUGUGGAGUCGACAUCUGACGCGAGCACCGCUCCCACUGAGCUGUCAGCGGCGAUAAACAGUGAUCAGAAGUCACGCAAAUCCAACAUGUCAACUCACCAUAAAGACCGCGAUCUCCACACACAGAUCGAGGAUCUGUUGAUGGCAUUGAGUGACCUCCAACGUCAACAAGCGGAUUUGACGCGGGAACUCCAGCAGGAACGCGAGGAACGCGAAGAAGACCACUCGGUGGCAAAGGAAAUGCUCAAAUACGUCCAAGAGCAGCCAGCCGAAUCACAACCCGAGGAAUUGGUCUCGAAAGCGCGAGCUCGCUUUGCAGCCAGCGAAACCAAGCCUGGUUCAAUCUCACAAACCAAACACCAGCUUCACGACGAUAUGACCCGGUGGAAGGAAAUGCACGAGGUGGAAGCAAGCCGUUGUCUAGACCUGACACGCCGGAUGGACGAUUUUGAGAAGGAGAACACGUCACUCAAAGAGCAAUUGCGCGAAGCUCGCAGCCGAAUUCAAGACGGAUACCGUGACCGGCAACGACUCGAGCGACUUAACAAGGAACUCCGUGCACUCAAAAUGCCCGAAUCAUCAACCCCACCCGAGCCUGGCGCCAUGUCCGCAGAUUCCGAGACGGCCUCUCCCACCGGGGGCCUCCGUGAACUGAGACUGGUUCGGACCAACUCGCACAAGACCCCGACCUUCAACAAGCGUUCAAGUAGCUUGGGUCUUCAGAACGUGCUGGCUACCGAGAACCAAAAACCUGCUGCCGAAGAUACUCUCCUACUCGAAUUGGUCAACGCCAAGACUGCCGAAGCCGUCGCCAAGCAGGAGCUUGAGGAGGUCAAGGGGAAACUGGAGUCAUUGCGAAAGAUGAUCAGUAAACCCCAUUCCCAGUCUGGUGCGAAUCUCGAAAAUCGCCAUUCCUUCUUUGGUCAUUCACCGUCUCAAGCAAGCAUCUCGAAGUCCACAACCGAGCCUGUCAAAACGCCUGGAACUUCCAGUAACGUCGGCGCUGGCGGUGGUGGUUUCUUCAGUGGAUGGGGACGACGAGCUCCGCCCACAAACAAUGAGUCCCCGUCAUGA